CGGCGUUAAAGUCUGGUACCAAAUUCCUAGGGUCCAAAAAAUUUAGGCGAAAGUGUGAAUGACGUGGGGUAAGAUCUCUUCCCGAACUUUCAUACUUUAAUCAACCCCUCCAUUCGCGACAACGCGAAGUCCAAAGGAAAUCACAUUCACGCAACAACACCCAGAAUCAUCUAGAGAAAAUCGCAAAAAUGGUUUUGGCGAAAUCGAAGAAGAGCGUCGGGCUGGGUAACAGCCUGAUGAAUGACCGGUUUGGCAAGAACAAGAGUUCCGAAAUGCACCGCGGAAGUGCACAGCAGGGAAUUCAGCGAACCGGCAUGGACGGUGAAUCUUAUGUUAUCAACGAAAAGAAAGAGGCUUCAUGGGUGAAGAUGCGCUCAGUCACCGAGCAAGGUGCCCUCGACGAAUUUCUUUCCACCGCCGAGCUUGCCGGAACCGACUUCACGGCCGAAAAAAUAAACAACGUCAAGAUCAUCCACAGAGACCAGAAAAAUCCAUACCUUUUGUCUCCGGCGGAGGAGCGCGCUGCAGUGCGGAAGCAGAAGGAGAACAGGAACCGAUUGACAGUGCCCAGACGUCCGGCGUGGGAUUCGAAGACGACACCCCAAGAACUUGAUACCCGUGAGAAAGAGUCGUUAUUGCAAUGGAGGAGAGGACUGGCAGAGCUGCAAGAAAACAACGAUCUUCUUAUGACACCUUUCGAGCGAAAUCUCGAGGUCUGGAGGCAAUUGUGGCGAGUCAUCGAAAGAUCGGAUCUUGUCGUACAAAUUGUCGAUGCACGAAAUCCUCUUCUCUUCCGUUCUGAGGAUCUAGAGUCAUAUGUUAAGGAGGUCGAUUCCAAGAAGAAUAAUCUGUUGUUGGUGAACAAAGCAGAUAUGAUGACGCUAGAACAACGACAGUUUUGGGCCGACUAUUUCGUCUCUGCAGGCAUCAACUACAAAUUCUUCUCAGCUGAACUGGCAAAGGAGAUGAAUGAGGCUAGAGAUCUCGAAGAGGAAGAUAACUCGGAUGACUCAUUUGAUGAGGAAGAGGAGGACGAUUCCGAAGGUGACGAAUUGGCUGAACAGGCACGAAAGAUCGAACUUCAAGAGAAGAAGGAGGUCGAUCAAGAGCAGGCUGGUGAGGAAACUAAUGAUGUCCCUGGUGAAGAGGCUCUGUUGAGCGAAGAGGAAGAGCGAACAAGGAUAUUAACCACCGACGAGCUUGAGGCUCUCUUUCUAGAGCAUGCUCCAGACGUCGCCAGUGGACCCGACGGUGCCGUAAGGAAAACACAGAUUGGCCUUGUCGGCUAUCCCAACGUUGGAAAAUCGUCCACAAUCAACGCCCUCAUUGGUGCGAAGAAGGUGUCAGUUUCGGCCACCCCUGGAAAGACGAAGCACUUCCAGACCAUUCAUCUCAGUGACCAAGUCAUCCUAUGCGAUUGUCCCGGUCUAGUGUUCCCUAACUUUGCCACCACGAAGGCGGAGCUUGUUUGCUCUGGCGUGCUUCCCAUCGAUCAGCUUCGAGAGUACACUGGACCAGGUGGACUCGUUGCACAACGCAUCCCUAAGCCAUUCUUGGAGGCCAUCUACGGCAUGAAGAUCGAGAUGCGCCCACUGGAAGAAGGCGGUACCGGCACUCCCACCUCAGACGAGGUUCUACGUGCCUAUGCCAUCGCCCGUGGCUUCUCCACCCAAGGUCUCGGCCAGCCAGACGAGUCCCGUGCAGCACGUUUCAUUCUCAAGGACUACGUAAAGGGCAAGCUUCUCUUCUGCCAUCCACCUCCUAGCGACCCACCAAUCGACCCGAAAUACUUCAACCGUGAACUCUACGACGUCAACCACCUGCCCGCAAAGCGCCGCCAACACUUGCAGUCCAUUGCUGAGUCCUCAUCAAUGGCCGCCACUGAUGAUGCUUCGCUCAUGGACGAUGAAUUCGACAUGGGCAUGCCCGUCCAGGGGCCAAAGACCGCGCGUAUGGACAAGAAGUUCUUCGCUCCCGGCCAGGGAAUGGGUCGUCUCAACAGACCAUUCCACUACCAAUACAGCGAGCAGGGCAAGGCACUCAGCGGCAGGAAACUCAAGGCCGUGACGGCGCUUGAGAAGGAUGUCGAUCCCGCUGAUCUGCAAAUGAACUCGAAAAAGCACUUCAAGGCGAAUAAGAGGAGAGCAAAGAAGGUUAGAGAGAACUUGAGCGAGUACUAAAUCGUACGCGGGGAGAGUCUCGAACUGGAUUAUAAAAAGUAUACAUAUGUGGUGUCUGGCGUCAUCGGCUUACAUGGGCGAUUGCUGGAUCACUCAUUUCGAUACCUGAAUGCAUUUUUUCUUCUCGUUACGAUGAA
Molecule: messenger RNA, 2317 nt
Organism: Aaosphaeria arxii CBS 175.79
Lineage: Eukaryota; Fungi; Ascomycota; Dothideomycetes; Pleosporales
Product: ribosome biogenesis GTPase-like protein Lsg1
Exons: 2
Coding region: 189-2180 (663 amino acids)
Biological process (GO): ribosomal subunit export from nucleus
Cellular component (GO): cytosol
Molecular function (GO): GTPase activity; GTP binding
Source: RefSeq, a predicted model, not a curated record